Messenger RNA from Knipowitschia caucasica, 393 nucleotides. Lineage: Eukaryota; Metazoa; Chordata; Actinopteri; Gobiiformes; Gobiidae. The record is from the annotation of a GenBank genome assembly.
AUGGGACCUCCGCCUCCCGUGUCUCCGGCCCGGAUGGCCUCCCCCGCGGCGCCGCCAUCCUCUCCCCACGGCAUGCUGGGUAAAAACACACACGGGGGGGGGGGGGAGGUUUGGCCGCGAUCUGGGUCCGUUUUGGCAGGAGCCGGGCCGCGGUGGAGUCCUGUCCAAAAGAGCAGUGUUUUCCGGGAGGAAGGGCGGUCCGCAGGGGCCUGGCGUGGGACCGCACAAGUUUGGCACGAAGCCACAACAGCAGGAGGCAAUGGAACACACAAUAUACACACGACACAGGGUUUCUCUCAAUCCCCGCCACAAGGACCAGGGAGUUUACAGAGCGAGGACAGUGUUCACGGAGCGGGAGGAGGCCAAAGGCUGCAGGCGAUGGGGUUCACGUGA